Teleopsis dalmanni is the source of this 1611-nucleotide messenger RNA. RefSeq lists its product as uncharacterized. NCBI's taxonomy places the organism in Eukaryota, Metazoa, Arthropoda, Insecta, Diptera, Diopsidae. The transcript is spliced from 5 exons. The record is from RefSeq and is a predicted model, not a curated record. The coding region runs from base 382 to 1500 and encodes 372 amino acids.
UUCAUUUUAAUCCGUACAACAUGGCCAACAUACAGAGAAAUAACACUACAGAAAAGUCUUCAAACAAUUUAAAAUUUUCAAGUCCAGGUACAACAGAAUCACGUAUUAGACAUUCUGCGGGUCGCAGAUACACAAUCUGAUAAUAUUCAGCAACAACAAAUGGGGUUGCAAAAUUGAUACAAUACAUCACAUUUAUUUAAAGAGAAACCACUUCUUUUCAUUUUAGAUCAAACAUCAAAAACUUUGGCUUUAGACGCUAUCAAGAAUUCCAUUAUUUUGGUUGCUCAGUCAAAUGAACCAAAAAAAUUUGUCAGGCCAAUAAAAGAAUUGGACAAAAGUGUAAACAAAGCGAAAGUCACUUAUCCUCAUGACGUAAAUAUAAUGCCAGGUUUAGUAAAUAAAUUACGUUAUCAAAUAGAGAGUGCAAUUGCCGAAGAAUCGUCAAAGGUAAGUUUCGCGGUCAAAACAUCAAACAGCAGUAAAAAAUACCGAAUAAGCUCACUGAAAUGCUCUACUGAAACAACGGGUAAUGCAAGCAAACAUGCAGUCAGAUCAUCUUUAUUGACCACAUCUGCCUAUGAUGGGGUACCUCAUUAUGGACAAUGGUCAAAUGGGGUUGUAAAAGAUAGGGAUUAUCCGGUUUUUAUGUCAAGGUUUAUGCCAAAAGGCUUUUCGGAAGAAUUAAAAGCAGCUGUAAAAUUACGCAGAAGUAAACGCGAAAGAAUAGACAAAAUGUGGUCAAUUAAAGAAGAAAACGUAUUUGGUAACAAAACUUCAAAUACUGUAAGCUCUGAUAUUAAUGGCUCUUUAGGUGACGAAGAUAGGGAUUAUCCGGUUUUUAUGUCAAGGUUUAUGCCAAAAGGCUUUUCGGAAGAAUUAAAAGCAGCUGUAAAAUUACGCAGAAGUAAACUCGAAAGAAUAGACAAAAUGUGGUCAAUUAAAGAAGAAAACGUAUUUGGUAACAAAACUUCAAAUACUGUAAGCUCUGAUAUUAAUGGCUCUUUAGGUGACGAAGAUAGGGAUUAUCCGGUUUUUAUGUCAAGGUUUAUGCCAAAAGGCUUUUCGGAAGAAUUAAAAGCAGCUGUAAAAUUACGCAGAAGUAAACGCGAAAGAAUAGACAAAAUGUGGUCAAUUAAAGAAGAAAACGUAUUUGGUAACAAAACUUCAAAUACUGUAAGCUCUGAUAUUAAUGGCUCUUUAGGUGACGAAGAUAGGGAUUAUCCGGUUUUUAUGUCAAGGUUUAUGCCAAAAGGCUUUUCGGAAGAAUUAAAAGCAGCUGUAAAAUUACGCAGAAGUAAACUCGAAAGAAUAGACAAAAUGUGGUCAAUUAAAGAAGAAAACGUAUUUGGUAACAAAACUUCAAAUACUGUAAGCUCUGAUAUUAAUGGCUCUUUAGGUGACGAUGGAGGAGCACAAAAAGUAACAAAUAAUGACGGGUUUGUGUCUGACCAAAGUCACCACAAUUCCAUUGUGCAUUCCUCAUCAUUACAACAGAUCUAAACCUAUCUGAAAGCGUGGCUUUCAGCUUACGGGCCAUUAUACGUGAAUGCCAGAAGCAUUGUUAAGUCCAUAGACUAUAGUAAAUUUGUAUAAAUUGUUGUAUAAAUUCUC